Molecule: messenger RNA, 4928 nt
Organism: Polistes dominula (European paper wasp)
Lineage: Eukaryota; Metazoa; Arthropoda; Insecta; Hymenoptera; Vespidae
Gene: Fhos
Product: Formin homology 2 domain containing
Biological process (GO): cortical actin cytoskeleton organization
Cellular component (GO): cytoplasm; cytoskeleton
Molecular function (GO): actin filament binding
Source: RefSeq, a predicted model, not a curated record
AAGAAGAGGAAGAAAGAACGGACGGACGGACGGAAGGAAGGAAGAAGGUAAGAAGAAAAGAGACAGAUUAGGAGGAUGUCUCUGACGUGUCGAGUACAGUACUUGAACGACGUCGAUCCGUUCGCUUACGCGAGCUCCUAUCCGGAGCCACCGAGACCUCCCGUGCACACCUUCAGCGUGACCUUGCCGUUGAUCAACCAGCUUGCCGCCGUUCAUCGACUUCUUCGAGCACCUCACAGGCUCGAUGAUACGGCUCUUCAACUCUACAAAGAUGGCGAUUAUGGAGCUUAUUUGGAUCUUGAGGCUUCGAUCAGCGAACAACAAGAAGAAUUUGAAGGCUUUCAGACAAACCGGAAGAACUCAAUCGUUCUCAGGACUCAGCUUUCUGUGAGGGUUCACACCAUCAUAGAAAAAUUGCUGAACAGCGAGGGUCGCGAACUACGAAGAGCUCUCUUUUCUCUCAAGCAGAUCUUUCAGGAGGACAAAGACCUGGUGCACGAGUUCGUGCAAAACGAUGGAUUGGCUUGCCUCAUCAAGGUCGGCAGCGAGGCCGAUCAGAAUUAUCAAAAUUAUAUACUACGAGCUCUCGGUCAGGUGAUGCUCUACGUGGAUGGCAUGAAUGGCGUGAUAGAACAUGGUCAGACGGUACAAUGGUUAUACACCCUUAUAGCAAGUCGCUUUCGGUUGGUCGUAAAGACGGCUCUGAAAUUAUUGCUGGUCUUCGUCGAGUACGUGGAAACCAACAGUUUGUUGCUCGUUCGAGCUGUACGUUCGGUAGACACAUCAAGAGGUAUGAUACCAUGGACGAACGUAAUGAAGCUUUUGAAGGAUUACGAUGCCGCUGACACGGAACUUUUAAUAUACGCAACGACCUUGGUCAAUAAGUGCUUGAACGGUAUUCCGGAUCAAGACACUUACUAUGAUCAAGUGGACUGUCUCGAGGAGCAAGGAAUUGAGGGUAUUAUUCAAAGAUAUUUGUCCAAACAAGGAACAGAUCUCGAUCUUCUUAGACAGUUUCACAUUUACGAAGCUGUACUCCAACACGAAGAUGGCAACGACCGAGGAUCGCCAAUUCGUCAGCUCGACGAUAAUAUCAGGAAAACUCUACGCAACCGGAAGUCUCUGGUGGAUUCUCACGAGCGUCGAAAGUCCCGUAGGCACUCGACUGGCACGUCGCCGCUUUCGAUGUCCUUGAACGCUCGUUUAAGUCCACGCUCGAACCAUUCUUUGGGACUUAGCUCCCUGAACAACACUUUGAAUUCGAGUCUGCCCGAUGACGAUGACGAGUCGAGUAGCUCUCAAAGUUCUCAAGGACAUCUCGGGGAAGUUCAACUCAAUGGCAGUUAUAAGGAGAACAAAGUCGACGUUGGCGUAACACCAGCUUUGAGACGUAGAAGAGAACGAGCGGAGAGGCAAAGGAGUUUUAUCAGGGAGCAACAAGAGGCUACCGCGAAUAUGAGAGCUUCCGUUGACCAUUCGGACGAUCAGGACACUUCCUUCUCGUCGAAUGGUUUGCGAUAUCAUCCGAAUGGCACGUCCUCGUACGAAAGGAAAACUGACUCUCCAUCUAACAAACUUUCCCGAACGAAUAGCAGAAAGGAUUUAACACCGCUAAUGAACGCCGCGAAUAAGCUCGACUCGGAGGAGAAAAAGCCUUGGUACGGUAAGAGUCCUGACGAGGGUGUCGAGUGCGACGAGGGUAAUAAUACCGAUGACGACGAGAAUCGUCGAGUGGUUUUACAAUUGAAACGAGAAGGUACCGUCAAAGAUCUAACGCAGAAAUUAACGGCACAGAAUCUCAUACCGAGCAGUCCUGUCGAUGAAAAGGUUUCCAGGAUAGGAGAUAUGAGCGGCUUGAUCUCGAAGGCUAAAGAGGGAUUGGCCAAAUCAAAGUCCAAGGCUGACGUAUUGAAAUCACCGACAGGCGAGAAUUUGCUCAAGGUGCAGGAAGUGAAGAAAUCGGAGAAUGAGUUGCACUGGGAGGAACUCGUAAAAAAGUUAAAAAGACCGUUGGCUCUGUGCGACCUUGACUUUACGGAUCUAAAUUCGGAGGAUGAAAUCGACGUUUUGGGACCGGUAAACGUGACGAACGGCGUUCCACCUCCUCCACCACCGAUGGUACCAGUUCCACCUCCUUCGAUGUUGCCCCCGCCGAGUUCUAGUGCCAAACCACCACCACCUUUACCUCAUCUUCCACCGCCUCUUUUUUCGCCUCUCAAUCUGAAAUCCACGAGAUCAUCGAUGAACAACGAUCCAACAAAUUCUUUAAGAAGUCCACCUUUAAAUUCUCCGGCUUCGACCUUGACCAUAAAAAAGAGCAAAAAGACUGUGAAACUGUUCUGGAAAGAGGUCAGGGACGAUCCCAUCAUCCUCUCGAGAUUGGACAAGAACAAGAUGAUUUGGGACGAGCUCUCGCCAGUGCCCAUUGACACGCAGAAACUCGAACACCUUUUCGAGAGCAGAGCCAAGGAUCUUAUCACCAAGGAGAAACAACAAGAAAUGAACAAGAACAAAGAAAUCAUCGUACUCGACCACAAAAGAUCAAACGCGAUCAAUAUCGGCAUGACCAAAUUGCCACCACCGAGAUCCAUCAAAACAGCCAUUUUAAAGAUGGAUGCGACCAUUAUGAACAGAGAAGGUAUCGAGAAACUUUUGACGAUGCUACCGACGGAAGAAGAAAGAUCGAGGAUACAAGAGGCACAAGCUGCGAAUCCCGAUCUUCCUUUGGGAUCGGCAGAACAGUUUCUUCUCACAUUGGCAUCGAUAUCGGAAUUGCCAGCGAGAUUGAAGCUCUGGGCAUUUAAGUUGGACUUUGAAAAUUCUGAAAAGGAAAUUGCGGACCCUUUGAUGGAUCUCAAGCAGGGAAUGGAGACGCUGCGAGUGAAUAAAACCUUUCGUGGGAUUCUGAGCACGCUCCUUUCGAUAGGGAUAUUCCUCAACGGAAACGAGGUGAAGGGCUUUCAACUGGAAUACCUUGCCAAAGUACCUGAAGUAAAGGACACCGUUCACAAGCACUCGCUACUUCAUCACCUCUGCUAUAUGGUGAUGGAAAAGUUUCCGGAUUCCACGGACCUCUACUCCGAGAUCGGUGCAGUGACACGGGCUUCGAAGAUCGACUUUGACGAGUUGGCCGCGAAUAUUGGCAAACUUGAAAAUGAGUGCAAGGCGUCGUGGGAUCAUUUGAAAUUAAUCGCCAAACACGAUGGUUCGACGAUGAUGAAAGUCAAGAUGUCCGACUUUCUGGCCGACUGCGCGGAAAGGAUAAUAGUCCUGGGUAUCGUUCACAGGCGUAUCAUAAAUCGAUUUCACAAGUUCAUACUGUGGCUUGGUAUACCGCUCCAUAGAGUACAGGACACCAAGCCAAACGAAUUUUGUAGGAUAGUAUCGGAAUUUGCUCUCGAGUAUAGAACGACCCGAGAACGGGUAAUACAGCAGCUCGAGAAGAAAGCCAAUCAUCGAGAGAGAAAUAAGACGAGAGGAAAGAUGAUCACCGAGGUUGGUAAGUUUAGGACGAAAGAGGAUCGAGCGGAUGCCGAGCUGAGGCAACUCCUAGGAAGCGACAUUUCCGACGUUGAAAGUAUUCAUGGUACGCUACCCUGGCGAAGGCAAAGAAAGGACGGACGAACUACGCUGGGACCUUUGCUAAGAGACGAAGGUACUAACGGUAAUCUCACCGACGGCGAUGACGAACUUUUAGAAUCUCUCGUAAAGACUGCAACGAAGACACCAGCUACGAGGACAACACCAAGGGAACGUAAAAGGACGAGACACGCCGAUCGUAAGUCUUUGCGUAGAACCUUGAAGAACGGUCUCUCGGAAGAGGAAAAGAAACACAUCGCCGCCUACAUCAAGGGCUAUUGACUGUGAUAUUAUCCACCCUUCUCUCUCCCAAGCAACCCCUGAUGGAAAUUUUCUUAUUCGAAGGAAACAUGCGUGCGUGGGGGGGGGGGAGGAAAGGUCUCUGAGCAAAAUGCUAUGUAAAUCUUGUUUCUCACGAAGAUUCUUGGCUGCUCGCUCAAUGUUCGGAAAGAAAUGGAAAAGAACGACGACAAACUGGAUGACAAGAAGAAAAGCAACUCUCCUCCAUGCAGAGCAUAACUUUCAAUUAAUUAUAUCUUUAUGAUGACACACAUACUCUUGCCAAAUCUCUCUAUCAAACCCGUAUAUCAAACGGUCUUUUAAAACUCUCCAAUAUUUUUCCUUUUUGUUUCGUUUUUAUAUACUUUUAUUCUUUUUUUUUUGUUUUUGUUGUCUUUUUUUUCUCCUAGCUUUUUCUUUACAAUUUUCGUCUUAUUUUGUGCGGUACGGUUACUUAUUUAACGUCGUCGUCGCGUUAAAUCGAAUCACUUUUUAAGAAAUUAUUAUUUGUAACCACGCGUAACCACCGCACGCACGCGAUACAUAUGAAUUUUACGUAUGUAGAAUGAUGAUAAUCUCUGCAGUCUCGAGUGAAAUUUUACAAAUGAAAAAGGGUUUCUUUUUUUUUUUUAAAUUUGUCUUUUACAAUUUAUUCAAAUGAAAGAAAAAAAAAAAGAAAAAUGAUGUCUCUUGGAUCAUUAACAUACAUAUUUUCUCUGAAAGAAUUGCUUUUGGUAAAAGAAAGAUAGGGUGACGGAUGUAAACGAUACUAAUUGAUACUCUUUUACGAGAAAUAUAUACGUAUAUAUAUAUAAUAUCGUAUUUAUAUUCUUAUGCCAUUGGUUAUAGCCGUAACAGGGUAAGUUAUUCGUGCCUGUGCUAGUUCAACGUUUUUCUCACUUUUUUUUCUUGUCAGAGCUACGAUGUAAAUUGCUUAUAAUAUGGUCGAUGGAUAAAAUUUAAUGAUUAAGAAUGAACGAAAAAAAAAUAUAUAUAUAUAUAAAAAGGUAAAGAGAGAAAUUCAGAAGGGUGAUCUCGUGCCUCGUUGCGUGCCUGGUGGAAAAGUAGGA